CGCCGAGAUGUGUGUGUUUGUUUGUGGGCAGCUACAUUUGCUAUCAAUCAAUCAGAAUAUGCAUUAGCGUUUCAUCUUUAUCCCUGCCUCUGGCCCUCUUGUGAGAUAUAAUGCACAUUGAUAGCAAACGUCCUCGUCGUGUGGUUUGUAUCAUAGCAGCAGACAGCAGCAAUCUAAAUGAUAAUCUAUGAUCAGACCAAAAACAUGCGAGGUUUGUGUCGUGCAUGAGAAGAGCCAUUAGCCGUGGUAUUUUGGCCAUAUUCUACACCCCUUGGGGUUAAUUCGAUAAUUGGAUUUAGAAGAGAAAAAAAAGAGAGCUGGAAUACAUUUCCUCGUAUAAUGUUGUUCCUCUUUGAAUGCGAUUUAACUGCUAAGAAAAACAUUCAAAAUAAAAGUCCUCGUCAAACUUCCCGUUCCGUGGCUACUACUACUUCCGGGUCAGCUUCGCUCCACGCAAUGACAUUGUAACCAAAUAUUUACGAAAUCAAAUCAAACGGGGAGUGUGUCUGUGCACGUUUUUUGCUAUUCAUGCUAUGAAUUUGUACCAGACAUUUACGAAAUCUAUACGGGGAGUGUGUCUGUGCCAGUUGUUGCUAUACAUGCUCUGAAAGACAAAGUUGACCGACAUAGUUUUACAAUAUGACACCAAUGUCUACGGGAUUCACCGAUGAGCGACAGGGCGAAGCACAGAGUCCUGUAGGAAUGGAUUAUAUCCCCACAGAAGAUGAGAGGAGAGUCUUCAGAGAAUGCAACCAGGAGAGUUUCUGGUACAGAUUAGUCUGUUUCUCAGUGGUCAGCAUUUUCACAGGACAAGGAGUCAUCAUGUCAGGAGCUCUGACGUUGUCGUCCAGGUUUGGAUCUCUCCCUAAAGUGGCCUUUGCGGGGCUGUGUGGCUACCUGGCAGGGAAGAUGUCGUACAUGAAACAUUGUCAGGAGAAGUUCAAGAAGCUGGAGCAUUCCCCUCUGGGAGAAGCACUGAGACAGAGGACCAGACCCAACGCACAGUCGUCUCAGGGCCCCCAGUCAGAGAUGAGUGACCCCGACCAGGUGACCUUUGACCCCAUGUUCCAGGCCUCUGACCCCCAGAGCCAGGUCCCACCCAACGCCAGAGACUAUGGAUACAGUGACGCCCCCACCGCGGCACAGACCAGCCGCACCGCUGCAGACAUCGACUACAACAUGCCAGCCCAGUCGUUCCUGGAUGACGAGGAGCCUAGGAGGAAGCCAAUCAUGUACGAGGACCUAAGGAACAAGAACCGAGAAACCUAUGAAGUCACGCUUACCCAGAAGGCUGAGACGCUGCUCAAACCAGAGUCUGACCGGCCAGGGAGGACCGCCCCCAAGAAGGACGCAGGGAAGAAGAACGUCUACGGAGACAGCUUGGAGGAGUGAGUCUCUAUCUGUUUUCACUGACAGUGCUGAUUGGACUACAAUACCCACAAACCCCUUCUGGUUACUUUGCUAUUAUUUACGUCUCAAUUUAUGAAUGUAUGGGAUAAUCUCAAUUGCAUUUCCUUGAUUCCUUGCGUCCUCUCUCCUCAAAACCCAUUGGAUGAGGAGGUAGGCAGGUAGCCUAGGGGUAAAGAGCGUUGGGCCAGUAACCAAAAGGUUGCUGGUUCAAAUCCCCGAACCAACUAGGUGGGGGGGGAAAAAAUCAGUCGACGUGCCCUUGAGCAAGGCAAUUAACCACAAUAGCUCCUGUAAAUUGCUCUCGAUAAGUGUCUGCUAAAUGACUUUAAAUAUAUUUUUAAAAUUAGGCCCUCCUUGCUAGGAAUCAAGGAAAUGAGAUUCUCCCAUUUGUCUGAUUCUGUCUUUUGAAAACAUGUCAAUAAACCCAAUUGGUUUUGAAAUUGCA
Oncorhynchus tshawytscha (Chinook salmon) is the source of this 1855-nucleotide messenger RNA. Its product is annotated as OCIA domain-containing protein 1. The coding region runs from base 640 to 1392 and encodes 250 amino acids. The transcript is spliced from 10 exons. Gene Ontology annotation, cellular component: endosome. NCBI's taxonomy places the organism in Eukaryota, Metazoa, Chordata, Actinopteri, Salmoniformes, Salmonidae. The record is from RefSeq and is a predicted model, not a curated record.